AUGGUCAGCGACCGCACCCUCGGCGGCACAGGGCUCGUCAUCCUCAUCUCGUCCUUCUCCUACUACACCCUGUGGACUCUCGUCACGCCCUUCCUCCCACCCUCCUCCCCCCUGUGCCACCUCUUCCCGUUCUCGCGCGAGUGGGCCAUCCGCCUCCCGGCCCUCGUCGUCCUGUGCGGCCUGUCGUUCGUCGGCCUCCUGACCGGCCUCGUCCUCGUCGAGACGGCGGCGAGCAAGCGCGACCGGGCGAGGAGCACGAGGAUGAGGGACAAGGGAGACUAA
Rhodotorula graminis WP1 is the source of this 282-nucleotide messenger RNA. RefSeq lists its product as uncharacterized. Gene Ontology annotation, molecular function: enzyme regulator activity. Gene Ontology annotation, cellular component: dolichol-phosphate-mannose synthase complex; endoplasmic reticulum membrane. Gene Ontology annotation, biological process: GPI anchor biosynthetic process. The record is from RefSeq and is a predicted model, not a curated record. The coding region runs from base 1 to 282 and encodes 93 amino acids. The transcript has 3 exons. NCBI's taxonomy places the organism in Eukaryota, Fungi, Basidiomycota, Microbotryomycetes, Sporidiobolales, Sporidiobolaceae.